This is a messenger RNA of Serinus canaria (Common canary), 5831 nucleotides long. Its product is annotated as centrosome-associated protein CEP250-like. Gene Ontology annotation, molecular function: protein kinase activity; ATP binding. NCBI's taxonomy places the organism in Eukaryota, Metazoa, Chordata, Aves, Passeriformes, Fringillidae. Gene Ontology annotation, biological process: protein phosphorylation. The record is from RefSeq and is a predicted model, not a curated record. The transcript has 14 exons. Bases 4427 to 5407 code for a protein of 326 amino acids.
GUUGUGGGGAAGUCUAGAAGGAAAUGACAAAGGAGAAUUGCACAGAACCUGCGCUUUGUAUCCUUUGCCCCGUUUGGUGCUUGCAGCCAUCCCCAGCGGACAUGGAGUUUUCAGUUCUGUGAGCUGUGCCAUCCAGCAAGGAAAAUCUAAGUUGGCCCAGGAAAACAGGAUCAGUCUACUGAGCUCCUAGAGGCCAGAAAUGAGAGUGCAGCAAAUGAUUGAAAAAUGAUUACUUGGCAGUAUCCGCUGUGGGCAGGAUAGAGAUUUAAAAGCCACUUCCAUGGAGCGAUCUGACCUUGCAGGUUUCCCACCAGCUGAAGGGAGUGGGGUUCUGCAAAAACACCAGGAGUGCCUUCAGUGUUGGACAGAGAACUUUUUCAAGAAAAGGGCUGCCUUGGGAGCUGGAGAGAAGGAGCAGUUGCGCCCAUGCGACCACCCACAGAGUGAGGGCUGCACCAAGGAAACUCCUUUCCUUGCCGAGGACACCGGCACUGCCCCAUACAGAGGAUGUUUCCCUGUCAUAUUGACAACACAAACACUGUUCCAGUGUCAUGCAAACACCUAUGGGUAGUUUGUUACUGAGAUUUUUUUCCCCACUAAGGUGUAGUUCUUCCUUGAGCAAGCCCUAGAGUUUUCUGGUAGAUUUUAGCCAUGCAGGAAAUGGGCAGGAAGGACAGGCAUUCCAAUUUAGGGAACUCUCGAGAAUAUUACCAAAGCGUGAUUUCAUCCAUAGAGUUUAAGCAAGGGUUGCUAGGUUUAGUCAGAAGCAUUGUUGGCCAAAGUACCCAGCUGUGCGCUUGAUGCCUGCUUUGCGUUACUUUUGGAUCCUUUGAGCUGUGGGUUAUGGACUGAAAGAGAGGAUUGUGCUGCUUUGGGACAGAGGAGAACUUUCUGGGCUCUCUUUUGAUUUAGCUGUGGAGAAGGUCCAGUUGCCAUGCAUGAAUUCACAGAGCGACCCAGAGCAGCUGCUAUUGUGAUGCCAGCAGAGGGCUGCCACGUCACAGCGUUGUCACGAGGAGGUUGCCCUGGUGCAGGCAAGGCCUCAGCGUCCAUAACAGCUCUUGGCGUUCUUGUUGCAGGAGGAUCCUGUACAGAGGAGUUCUCUGGCAACAGUCUGUGCCCCGAAAAGGGAGUCUUUUUCUUUUGCCUGCCAUUGUACGAGUCGGCAGACUCGUGUAGGCAUCCUUUUGUUUCCCCUGCGGUUGUAGGGUCUGCAGACACGCACAGGUGUACUCUUCUUUUUCUUUUUUUUUUUUUUUUGUACGGUCUGCAGACUUGUGCAGGUGUCUUUUGUUUUUUCCCUUCUCUUUGUACAGUCCGCAGAUUGCUGCGGGUGUCCUUUUUUCCUCUUUUCCUUGCACAGUCUGGGGACUUGUGCAAGUGGGUUUUUCUUCCAUUUUUGUUUUACGUCCCUAUGACUGAAGCAGCCCUGCUGGAACAAUGGAGCAAAUCCGUAGGGCAGUCAGCAGGGCUUUUUCGGCAGUGUCAGCCCGCAGAAUUGUUAACGGUCUGAGACGUAAGUAGAGGUUUGUUCCUUGGGGGCAGCACAUUGAAAGAAAAAUGCCAUAAAGAUGCCAUACUUUGGUAAAGCUCCUGCCAACAGUUUCAGCCAAAAAGAGGUGGCCCUUGCCCAGCAGGUUGUGGACAACUUCCAAAAUGCAGACUGGGAGAGUUUUGCAGGCAUCCUUUUAAAAACUCUGCAGUUCUCUAAGGAACUUAAGGAAGGCAUCGUUUCCUGCAUUUCCUCCUUAAAGAAUGUGCCUCUCUAACUGGAACCCCUCUGUGUACUACAAGAGGGAUUGGCUUUGCACUGUAGGGCAAACUGCUGAGCAGAUUCUGUGGGCUCCUGAACCCCAGAGCUUGGCCUGUGCUGUGUCCAAACAAAGCAGCAAGCAUCAAGAGGGGUUUGGCAGAAGCUUUUGUGGGGAAUUGUUUACAGCAACCACCUGGGACAUGCUGCAUGCAAUUUCCAAAAAGAAAAAGGAAGUCCAGGAAAGAGAGGAGAAGGAAACUGCUUUAGUUGUAGGGUGGACAAUGAGCUCCAAUGUAGGCACUGACUGCUAAGGAACUAUUUGCAUCUUCCCGGCCCCAAGUUUCUAGUUCCUUAGUAGCAAAGCUGAGCAAAAGGUAGACACAGCCUGGGGUAUUGGCCUGCAGUCUUGCUUGCUGUGCUACAGAACUGGUCCUCCUGGUAGAGAGGCUGUGAAAGGAAAAUGCUCUCUCCUUGGGUGGCCUGGUUCUGUGGGAUUCCUCAGCACCAGCAGUUUUCUAACAGCACCUGGUUUGUUUUCGCUUGGCCCCGGCAGGUCGCCUCAGAGGUGGAAGGAGUCAAGUCCAUGGUUCGGUGAGUGGGACGGGCACGCUUGACAUUCCUGGUCCCUGAGGAUGAUGGAGCAAGGCGUGGCCUUGGCCUGUUGCAGUUGAGUGCCAGGCUGGCAGGCUGAAAGAAAGUCCACGUCAGUCCAUGUCUUCAUGAGCACUACGAAAAGGAUUCCAUCAGUUUCCUCCUUCUCCAUUAAGGAGGUUUCAACUUUCAAUGAAAGUCAACUUCUGCAGACAGAAGGCUGCAUGCUGAUAGUAGCCUGCCUGAAAUAUCUCCUUUAGAAGCAUAUGCAGUCCUGUUGAAACAUUAGUCUCAUCGGCCCACUUGGAAUGAGUUUUAGUGACUGAGGAUCCCACUUGUAUCAAAAUUCACAGCUUCUCACUAGGACCACUGGUCAUAGAGCUCAGGAGAAAUAAGGGCCUCUAUGACAGCUUACUCCCUGUCCCUCACGCUGCUGUUCUGUCUGCAGAGCACCACAGCAGCAGCAGCAGCAGAACCUGCUCUGGCUCGCUGUCUUCCUCCAGACACUAAAGGGGAAGCCAAGGUCAGCAAACCUCCACGUGUUGUCAGUGCAGGGCCUGAGCAUCCUACACCAAUCAGUGACAGCUUUGGUUGCUUCAGUGAAAGGCUUUGGUGCAGUUCAGAGCUGCAAGUUUCUGAGCAGACAGCACUUGCCCUUUGUGGCUGAAGAUGCUGAGGGCUGGAGUCCUGCCAUGACCUAGUGCUUCAGCCCAGCCACUGACACAUGGGAAACGGGGCCUGAACUCUCACAUGCAGGCAUCAUUUUCCUGCUUUUCUGACAGGGACUGUGAACUUGCCUUGGUGUCAAAAAAGCGGUAGCAUGAUGUGCUUUAGUGCUACUGGUGAGAAAGUGAGCCCUGUUGUGCACAGUGUCUGUGCAGGCUCCCUGCUGCCAGCAGAGAGAGCGGCCCCAAGACGCAGUUCACAGCCUUGGGGGGAACAGAGGAGCCACCAUUGCUGCAGGGACUUGCCAACACAGAGUUAGUUGGUUACCCACAUAAAAUCCCCCACACAACAGCUUUGGCCUUCCGAAGCUGUUGUGUGUCCGCUUGCUGCUUCUUGCAGCUUUCAGAAGCUAACUGCCCUGCUCCUUAUUGCUUCUUUUGCUUUUUCCCUGCCCAUUCUUGCAGGCCCACUGGGAGAGCCUCUUGCCUUCCAGGACUCCUCAGCCCAGGUGGGAAAGGCAGAGCGGGAGCAGAGCACAGAUAGAGUGUGCAGUGCCCAGGAGUUCAGGUGUGUGUUAAGCUAUCUUGCUUCCUCUGAGCAGGGGUGGGCAUUGCUGGGUUUAGGAGGCCCAGAGUCAAAGCAGAAAUUAGGCUUUCUCAUCGUUUGACUUACUCAGCAUAGAUGGGGGAAAACACCUCAUGGGUAGGUCUGGCUGCCAACCCAACUUCUGCACAGCUGCCUCCUGAGACUCGCUUGUCAAACCUUGACAAAAAGUAUGCUGAAGUUGACCAGAGUAAAAGCAAGGGAGGCUCAGGCUGGGUUUAUGGACAGAAAAGCUUUGAACUGCAGAGGCAGCAGAACAAGCGCCUCAAAGAGCUUGUGCAGAUUCCACCCUUGGAAAUCUGGAAGCCCCAGCUGGGUAGAACCUUGAGCAGCCUGUCCAGAUGCCAUAGCUGACCCCAAGUGCUUGGAGGUGAAGAUGGGCCUAGAGGCUUCCUUGAGUCCCUGCCACCGUAAUUCAUCUUGGGAUCCUUUGAUUAUUGGAUUGGAAAUUUGUACAUAGUUCCUCCCCAGGCUAUCACUUGCAGGCUCUUUCCUUGUUGCACUAGUGAAAGCAAGAGUAAUUGUGGGAGUGCUCAUCUGGCUGCAUUUGAGAGCAGGCGCCACUCCUCACAAGAGAGGGCAUUGGAAGUGGCAGCAGAGAGAGCAGAGGAACCUCAGAUUCCGAGGGAUCUGCUGAAGGAAGAGGUUCCUCUGGCAGUGCCAAAGGUUUGCCACUGGCAGCGGACAGCCCGCAGGGGUCUGGAGAAGCUCCUCCAGGAGUUCUCUCGCCAAGGGCACACACUGUCCCAGGUGUGCAGAGAGAAGGCGGCGCAGGCACAAGAGAAGGCUGCCCUGGAAGCCCGACUGACAGCCAUGGAGCUGGACCUACAAGGCCUUUCAGAGCAGCUGGCAGAGGCCAGGUCAGAGAAGGAGAGCCUGCAAAGUAGCCUGCUGGAGGCUCAGCAGCACGUAUCAGAGCUGGAGAGCACCAGGAGCCGUCUGGAAGCCCAAGUGCGCACAGCCACGCGGGCCAAGGAGGUGAUACUAGAGGAUGUGAAGGGCCUUCGUCAGGAGCUGCUAGCUGUAAGGUCUCUCAGCAAGCAGCAAUGUGAAGAAAUAGCUCAACAGCUCCGCUGGGCAGAACAGCAGUGCAGCAAGGCUCUCAGACGCUGGCAAUCUGCACAGGAAGAGGAAAAAAAGAAUCUCCAGCAAAAAAUGAAGAGACGUCUGGAACGGCAGCGCUUGGAGGCACAGGUGAUGCUGGAGGAACGCGAAAGCUCCCUGGCAGAGCUCCAGGCUCAGAAGGCUGCUGUCUCAGCCAAGGUGCACCAGCUGCAAUGGGAGCUAAACCAAAGCCGGCAGCAGCUGGAGCAGCUGAGGCAGCAGCUGAAUGAGGAGCAGGUGAAUGGGCAGAAUAUCAAGGACAAGAUGCAGGCAGAGCUGCAGGAAGCUUGGAGGAUGAUGAAGGCAGUGGAGGAGAGGCACAGAGAAGAAAUGGAAAGGAUGUGCCAGAUCCAGCUGCAGUACAGGCUGGCAGAACAAAGGCAGAUGGACAAGGGCUCUGCCAUUGCAGCCGCGGCUCCAGCAGCAUCCUACGAAGAAGCCUCCUCUCUGCAGCCUGAGAACCCGAGCAGCAGCAGCUCAGCCUCCUCCAGCCAGCAGAGCGAGAACCCCUGCAUGAAACUGCUGAGGAGUGUGAUGAGCAUGGCAGAUCCAGAAAAGAAAUACACUGGAUGGAAACUUAUUGCCAGAGGGGGUUUUGGAAGUGUUUAUAAGGCCUUGGACGCUGCCACAGGACAAGCGGUGGCCAUAAAGGAAAUUGAUCUCUGCAGCAGGGCUGUGAGGAAGUAUUGAAAGAAAUCCUGGUCAUGAGGGAAAAGAAGAGCCCCAAUAUUGUCACCUACCUGGAAAGCUACCUUAUCAGUGAGGCUGUCUGGCUGGUGUUGGAGUACAUGGAUGGAGGCUCUUUAGCAAAUGUGGUCAGCAACAAAAGGAUGGCUGUAGGACAAAUGGCAACGGUCUUUCAGGAGUGCCUGAAAGGCCUGGCUUUCCUUCAUGCCAACCAGGUGAUCCACAGAGACAUCAAAAGCGACAACAUCCUUCUGGGCCAGGAUGGCUCCGUCAAGUUGGAUCACAUGGGCCCACACCAUGGGAAUCUUCACUCGAGGUGCUUUUCAAAGGAAAAGGAAGGAAACUUGCAGUGAAUCAAUUGCAGAAGGGGAGCAGAUGACCAGGAGCACUUCAGGAUUACUUUCUUCAUUGCCAGCUUGGAGCCAGA